Messenger RNA from Pelobates fuscus (common spadefoot toad), 2088 nucleotides. RefSeq names its product beta-4C adrenergic receptor-like. The transcript is spliced from 2 exons. The coding region runs from base 112 to 1422 and encodes 436 amino acids. Gene Ontology annotation, cellular component: plasma membrane. Gene Ontology annotation, molecular function: beta1-adrenergic receptor activity; epinephrine binding; beta3-adrenergic receptor activity. Gene Ontology annotation, biological process: adenylate cyclase-activating adrenergic receptor signaling pathway; norepinephrine-epinephrine-mediated vasodilation involved in regulation of systemic arterial blood pressure; positive regulation of heart contraction. NCBI's taxonomy places the organism in Eukaryota, Metazoa, Chordata, Amphibia, Anura, Pelobatidae. The record is from RefSeq and is a predicted model, not a curated record.
GAGCGGCAGCACAGUCUGGAACUCCAAGUUCUUCAGAGCUGAUCUGGUCCCGGGACAUGGCACACGCUGCUGUCUUCUCCAUGGAGCUGAGGCUUAUGUUCACCCCACAGUAUGGAACCCAGGACUAAGCUGGAAGACAACCCCUUCACCAUGGAUUCCUUCCAGAUACUCAACAACAGUUUAACAGAUGGCAACAGUAGCACCACUGGACAAAGCCCCAAGUGGUUGAUGGGAGCAGGUCUGACCUUUAUGAUCUUGAUCAUUGUUUUUGGAAACCUGAUGGUCAUCAUUGCCAUAGCCAAGACCCCUAGACUACAAACCAUGACCAAUGUCUUCAUUACAUCCUUGGCUUGUGCUGACUUGAUCAUGGGACUUCUUGUGGUGCCACCUGGUGCAACCUUGCUGGUGAGUGGGGUCUGGCUCUUUGAAACCACAGUGUGUGAACUCUGGACAUCUGUGGAUGUCCUCUGUGUGACAGCCAGCAUAGAGACCUUGUGUGUGAUAGCUGUAGACAGAUACAUUGCCAUCACUUCACCACUGAAGUAUGAAAUGCUAGUGACCAAGGUGAGGGCAAGGCUGGUGGUAUGUUUUGUUUGGGCCAUUUCUGCCUUGAUCUCCUUCCUACCUAUAAUGAAUCACUGGUGGAGGGACAAUUACAAUGAAGAAGCCAAGAAAUGCUAUGAUGACCCACAGUGCUGCGAAUUUGUCACCAACAUGUCCUAUGCUAUAAUUUCGUCCACAAUGUCCUUCUAUGUGCCCUUAGUCAUCAUGAUUUUUGUGUAUGGAAAAGUAUUUAUAGUGGCCACCAAACAAGUCAACCUGAUAGAAAAGGACAAAAUCAGGUUUAAUGGGACACCUGUGCCAUCUGCAAAGAGUGGCAGGACUUCCAAAAGAAGGCCAUCUGGGCUGCUAGCCAUCAAGGAACAUAAAGCACUCAAGACUUUAGGCAUCAUCAUGGGCACCUUCACCCUUUGCUGGUUGCCUUUCUUUGUGGCCAACAUAAUCAAGGUUUUCUGCAAAUCUUUGAUAAAUGACAGUGUGUUUCUGUUUUUGAACUGGUUGGGCUAUGUCAACUCUGGGCUUAACCCCAUCAUUUAUUGCAGAAGUCCAGAUUUUAGGAAAGCCUUCAAAAAGCUACUUUUUUGUCCUAGGACUGGAGACCAAAACAGACAUACCUUGCCCAAGGACCUCAAGAUUUCACAUUAUACUUCCAGCACCCAACUAGACUGUGAAGGGAACAAGCAUGUGACAGAUAGACAUGAAGGCAAUGGAAGCCUUAGUAGCAGUAGCCGGUGUAGUAGCAGGACAGAGGAGAGGAGCCUGAAGACUAGCAAUGGGAACUCCUACCAACAUGAGCAGUCUAAUAACAUGUGGAAGAAGACAUCUAAACAAUUAUAUCAACUUUGCUCUGACCAACAGUAAAUGUUCCACAAUCUGACUCAGGUAUAACAAUGUCUUUCCUGAAAGAUGGAAAUUCCGCAUUUUCCCAGAAGCCUUCUCUCCAAGUGUCCAAAUGUUUUAAGACAACAUCUAAUUUGUUUUAUCCACAUCAUCAUCAAACUCCAAGACUUUUGCAUUACGUGCUGAGUUUACUUGCACUUAUUCACCGUAACCACAUGCCUCAUAUAGUAAUUUUAUAGUUGAUAUUUUCAAGUAUGUUUCUCAGGAUCUGAUUAAAAGAUGCAUACCAUUAUUAUGUCUGAAACCACUGCUUUCUCUAUCCCUGGUCACUGCAGCAUUGGGAUAUCUGCUGCUUUUUUCUUUGAUUUAAUACUUUUUUAUGCCUAUCUGUGUGUUAUUGUUAGGAUUUUGGAAUUGGGUAUAGAGUGGCUACAUGUUUUUUUGUAUUGUAUAUAUAUUACCUGUAUCUGUCUGGGACCCCAAUGUUGAUUCUUUGUUCUUGUAGUGUUAUGUCUAAGCAAUUCAAAGUUCUGACCUGUGCAAUAUAACAUGAUCCCAUAUGAUGUAAUUUACAUAUAUGAUAUGUUACCAAUAAUAUUAUUUUGUAACUUAAACUAUAUGCGAUGCAUACAAAAUAAAGAAUAAGGAGGCUCCCUCUUUUGGGGAGACAUUAUCUGCUUUCGCUAA